Molecule: messenger RNA, 2730 nt
Organism: Arthroderma uncinatum
Lineage: Eukaryota; Fungi; Ascomycota; Eurotiomycetes; Onygenales; Arthrodermataceae
Exons: 3
Coding region: 1-2730 (909 amino acids)
Biological process (GO): protein ubiquitination; ubiquitin-dependent protein catabolic process
Molecular function (GO): ubiquitin protein ligase activity
Source: RefSeq, a predicted model, not a curated record
AUGACCGCCGACGAAGCCACCUCCCUCGCUGCGGACGUAGCCAACAAUGCAACCAACUCUACCGGGACGUGGCUCACUCUCCUCGCUGCGGGACCCCGAGAUGCUCUCCUAUUACCAUUCCGCGUCGUGUAUCAAGCCGAAGUUUUCAUCAUCACACUGCCGCGUCAACUGGUCCGCUUCAUUGGGUUGGAUGCUGCGGUAUCAUCGUUGCUAGACGGCACGGCUGGGAUUUUCGGCAUUGGCGGCGGAGAUAUCGGUGACGAUGCAGCGGCUGCAGCGGCCGUUAUUGCUGCUAUGACAGCUACUGACGCGAAUGGGGCGCGUGUAGGAGAUGCAGCGGGGGGUUCUGCUGGUUCCGCUGGAGCAGGCUCGGGGUUUACAAUGGGAGACUUCAUGCCCGCUGCUUUAGUUUUGAACCGCGUCACCGUUUAUGCUUCUACCCGGCGGCAAGUUACCUUGAAGUGGCACAGGACGCUCGUUCUACGUAUAAUUCCGAUAAUCCUAUUCUCAACUCAGAUUCUUAAACUACUUCGCGCGAUCCGUUGCCAAACAUCUCCGGAGUACUCUACCCUACGGUAUGGCCAACCCGGGAAACCCUCAAGCUUAGAUUACGCCGGAGAAGGGGGACUUUUAUACAAUCUAAGCUCGUCUUUGCUCCAGUGGGAGGACGAACAGUCAUCAUGUAGCGCCUCAUUGAUACCUCCUGGGUCAGGCGCUCCCUACGGCUCAUUUUCGCUACUUUGGCCAGUUUUUAUUCGACUGUGCCUAAGUCAUUUUGUCGACACGUUGUCGGCAGCCCUCCAGGGAAGACCACUCGCUACCGAAGGUGGCAUGUCCAUCUUCGAACUUUCCCUUGCAUUUGCAGAAGCAGAGAUCCAGAUUGUCCGGUCCAUCGGGUUAGAAUUCAUUGGUCUCACCAAGUCUGGCGCAGGCGUAUCAGUCGAAGGCGCUGGACUCGGGGAGUCGCCUUCUAGUAUCCCCUUAUUCUCGAAAGAUCGUGUCUUGGAAAGACUCAAUGUUACACCUGAGCUUUUAGUGAUUGCGCUAAUAGCGUGCUGCAAUAGCCUGUCAACAAACAUCUUAGAUGUUUUCGGGAAGCAGAGCCAGUAUCGGCUCAUAAAUACGACAUUCUGGGGCCUUUGCUUUAUGGGAUCUAUGGUUUGGAGCUUCCUUAAAUCCUAUCCUGAUAGCAACGACGCUGGACUCUUGAACUUCCCCACCGUUUGUAUCGUUGGAUUCGUACCAUAUCUACUCAUGUUGGCAGGCAUUUUGACAUGCCUGGCGAUAUACGCUAUUGCUCUUCUCUUGACCGCGUACUCUCUUCCAUCCAGUCUUCCCUACCCCACCUCGUUCCGGGAGCGCCUUUCUCUUGCACAUGGAAAUAUGCAAGGUUCCUCCCAGAUCCAGAAUACCCGCCUCAAUAUGCAUGACGAUUUUUACGCUACCCUUGUUAGAAUAGGCUACGCUUCGUUGUCUGCGGCUAGUGAAGCUGUGUUUUUAAACGAAGGGAAAAGCGUAAUCGUACCCAAAAUGACAUGGCUGGAGGAAGAUAGGCUUGCAGAUUUUGCGGCCCGGAGAGAGAGAAGCGAUCAAGGGGCCUUGCCACGAGGUACUGAUCUUCAGCUCGAUGAAAAUUUUGAUUUUGAGAUCCCGAACCACCCAGGGCAAUGGGAAAGUGGGUAUGCCCGUGAGAAAAAAGUUGAAAGAGCCCAGUCUAGCUCGCGCACAAUGAAGAAACAGUCUGGCUUGGGAAGCGUCGGAGCAUUUCAAGGCCCAACCAGAUGCUAUCACGGCUUUGCAUUUUUCAAGGCAAUUUUCUUUGUGCUGGUGGGUUGGUGGGCGUUUGGGUUGGUAAAGCUGUUAGAUCACUUUAAAUUCCCCCUUAAACCUCAAUGGCUGGUACAUCUCGCAGGGGUGUUCCAACAAGCCAGCAAUGGGAGUGAAAUGGAACGCCGACCUCCUCUGGAUUUUUGGAUUUUAACGGAUGACGGGGUCCUGGAGCUGCCCGCAACCGACGAAUUUGACGUGGAAAAGGAGAUGAGGAAAAGGGAAAUGAUGGUCAAUGAAUCAUGGGGUGAAUCACAGGAGGAGCAGCUAGACAACAAGCUCUACAACUGGUGGAAGGUCGGCGGUUCUUGGGGAAACCAAGAUAUGACCGAAGAUUAUUCCCCUCCACCACAAGACUGGGAUACAACAAGUAUUGUGUCUACAUCAACUGCUGGGGAAAGCGACUGGGAGUCAUACGACUCUGAUGGCCGCCAGACACCAACUCAAAACAACCCAUUCCCAGGUUUAUCUGGUCAACGUGAAGAUACUAUAGACCUAGUAUCUCUGGCUCGCCUGCUUGACCCAAAGGAUAAAGAAGCCAGACACGAAGCGCGCAUCUUAUCAGCACAUAUCCUAGCAUCCAACGAAGGCAAGAUAAUGACACGACGCCGCUUUCAACAACAGUCGGAUGUCGAGCGUGCGAGAAUUUUGACAUCUUCUAACUCAUCUCGGCCAACUGGGACAACCAAGCAAAACCGUCCUACUUUGGAAGAAGAGUCCGAGAUCUUAGAAAAUUUAAUUCUUGAGCGGAGACUGGGCAUUGAUCGUGGAAAUACUCAUCAUCCGCCAUCCGAGAAUCCACAGACUUGGGCUACGGGAGCCUCAGGCCUUGGCCCGGACGGCCCGCAUUGUGUGACAUGCCGCCAGGAAGUCACAGGCUUUGUUCGACUAUGGGUUCCCUAG